Aspergillus chevalieri is the source of this 357-nucleotide messenger RNA. RefSeq lists its product as uncharacterized. Lineage: Eukaryota; Fungi; Ascomycota; Eurotiomycetes; Eurotiales; Aspergillaceae. The record is from RefSeq and is a predicted model, not a curated record. The transcript has a single exon. Bases 1 to 357 code for a protein of 118 amino acids.
AUGGCUUCACAAGACGCCGGCCUCCAACCUCUUGAUCCGAAACUUUUCAGCGAGGACGACGACGAUGACGAAGAAGACCUCUUCUGGAAACGAAAACUCAAGGCCUUGAUCAAUGGUGACAUGACACCAUCCCAAGCUGCUACAGACUUUGACUUGUGCAUCGUCGAGGAGGCCAACACACGCCAUGCAGAGCUCCUCAAACGGCCUGAUCCCAGAAGCCUCGCGGCCGAAGAGGAAAAGAACGGAGCACCCAUUACCGUGCGAUCGCACCGAAUCCCAGCGGCAAUAUCGAGCUUGUCUUCCCGUGGAUUGCCAAGCUAUUCUCUGCUUUCCCACCGCAUCACGAGAACAAGAUAA